Sus scrofa (pig) is the source of this 1402-nucleotide messenger RNA. It is a transcript of the gene LRRC52, whose product is annotated as leucine rich repeat containing 52. NCBI's taxonomy places the organism in Eukaryota, Metazoa, Chordata, Mammalia, Artiodactyla, Suidae. Gene Ontology annotation, cellular component: voltage-gated potassium channel complex. Gene Ontology annotation, molecular function: potassium channel activator activity; voltage-gated potassium channel activity; transmembrane transporter binding. The record is from RefSeq and is a predicted model, not a curated record.
AGUGGAAGGAGGGUAGUUGCGGCUUCUUACUAUGUCCCUUACUUCAGGCCCUGGGCCUGGGUGGUUACUCUUUUCCUUUGGAAUGGGACUGGUAUCAGGCUCAAAGUGUCCAAAUAAUUGCCAGUGUCAAGCCCAGGAAGUGAUCUGCACAGGGCUACAGUUAACUGAAUACCCCUCUGACAUACCCCUGAACACCCGGAGGCUGUACCUGAAUAAUAACAGCAUCCGUUUUUUGCCAGCGAUGAAUCUAGGACUCCUCAGUGACCUUGUUUAUUUGGACUGUCGGAAUAACCUGAUUCAGGAGGUGAUGGAUUAUACCUUCGUCGGGGUCUUCAGACUCAUCUACCUUGAUCUCAGCUUCAACAAUCUAACCUUGAUCUCCCCAUACAGUUUCUCCGUGCUCAGCAACCUGGUGCAGCUGAAUAUCUCCAACAACCCUCAUCUGUUAUCACUUAAUAAGUACACUUUUGCCAACACCAGCUCGUUGAGAUACCUGGACCUCAGAAAUACCGGCUUGCAGACCUUGGACCAUGCUGCUUUCCAAAACCUCAUAACACUCCAGACCCUGUAUCUGAGUGGAAACCCUUGGAAAUGCAACUGCUCUUUCCUGGACUUCACCAUCUACUUAAUAGUGUCCCAUCUGAACCAUCCAGAUGAACUAAACGCCACGUGUGUGGAGCCCACGGAGUUGGUAGGGUGGCCCAUCACGCAGGUGGGGAACCCACUCCGGUACAUGUGCAUCACACACCUGGAUCGCCAAGACUACAUCUUCCUGCUGCUCAUCGGCUUCUGCAUCUUCUCCGCGGGCACCGUGGCCGCCUGGCUGACCGGCGUGUGCGCCGUGCUCUACCAGAACGCCCGCCGCAAGUCAAGCGAGGACGAGGCUGAGGACGAGCAUGGGCAGAGAGUAGAAGUCAGCAGGCGGAUUUUCCAAAGAGGGGUGGACUCAGGCCACGAUGGGUUCCCUCAGCUGAUUUAGUGGCCAGGGGCUGCUGACUGAUGGGCCUUUCCCAGGUUCCCUGCCUUCACUCUUGCCCUCCCCUUUCCACUCCUCAAUACUGUCCUAGAGAUUAGGCCCUAUUAGUAAAAUAAAACUUUUGGUAGCCAUUUCACAGGUUGGUCCUUUGCCAUUCAGCCAGCCCAAGGAUGAUUCCUCAAGCUCAGAAGGAUAGUGUAGAUCAAAGUCUAGAGAAGCUGUGGGAUGCCUCUAAAUGCUGAGGAAAGCUACCCCCAAAAUGGGCCAACUUGUGUUUGAUGAGCACCUACUAUGUCCUAAACUAAGUGUUGCGGGCAGGGAUACAAAAAAUAUGAGAUUUUUUUUUUUUUUUGUCUUUUUAGGGCCGCACCCGCAGCAUAUGGAGGUUCCCAGGCUAGGGAUUGAUUUGAACCUAUAGAUGCCUGC